Anas platyrhynchos (mallard) is the source of this 1617-nucleotide messenger RNA. It is a transcript of the gene DLEU7, whose product is annotated as deleted in lymphocytic leukemia 7. Lineage: Eukaryota; Metazoa; Chordata; Aves; Anseriformes; Anatidae. The record is from RefSeq and is a predicted model, not a curated record.
AUGGCUGGCCCAGCUGCUCUGCUUGAGUCCCUUGAGCACCAGGCAGGGGCUCUCCACACCCUCCGGCUGGUGUGUAGAGGCAGGGAGGCUGCCACAGCCUCACAUCUUCCCCUCAGUCCCCCACAACCUUCCCUGCCCCAAACCAGCAGUGCUGGCAGUCCUGGCCCAGCUCAGUAUAGCCCAGGAGGGGAGAUGGAGGUAGCCAGGCUUGGCCAGGCUUUGGAGCUGAAAGAAGAGAGAAAAGCCCUGGGGAAAACUCCUGAGGAAGAUGAAGAGACUGGAGAACUAACUCCCCUCAGCCCAGGUGAGCCCAGGCCACACAGACUGUCCCAGCCUGGGCUGGUGAGGAAUGAGACCCUUCGAGAGAUGGCUCUGCGCAGCAAGCUGUCCCGAGUAGUUGAUGCUACUUCGAGACUCAUAGAAGUAGAGCAGACCCUCUUGCUCCCUCUCAUACAGCAGCAUCCUUUUCCUCUCCAUCCAAAAGAUAGCAUUGAGUUUAGAAACAUCUGUAGUCGCAUGGCUUUACAAAGAGAGGGACAGCAAUUUGAGAAGGAUCUGCAUGAAGCACACCAGUGUUUGAAGACCAUCAUCGAGAAACUCAUUUGGUCACUGGCAGUUUUCCCCUCGGAACCUUAUAUCCCAGUCCGAUCUGCUCUGAGACAAAUCCUGCAAAAUCUCCUGGCAAUGUGAAGCAGCAGGCUGUUUGGCCAAGGAGCAAGUGAUGCAUGUGAGCUGUAACGGUCCCAUAAAAAUAACAGAUAACUUGAAAGGUGAAUCCUGGAGAUCUCACCAUAGCAAGAGUUCCUGCUGACUUCACUUCAGUGGAGGCUUCCCAGUGGAGAUGAUGUUCCCGCAAAGUACUGAAUAGCCUUCUUAUAUCAAAACUCAUACCAAAGUCAUAUAAAUGGGAGCUGGGAACAUCUCCAGAAGUUGCUCUGGAGGAACAGGAAUGCGUUCUUAAAUAAUAAGGUCUCAAAAUGAAGACCGAAAGGUAGAGGCUGAAAUGACAACCAUUAGAAAACUCUAUUUUCAUCACAGCUCAGGAGAAUGUUUUUCCAAGUAAUUAUUUAUGGAGUGGACACCUUGUAGAGACAGAGAAAAUAUAGGGUGUAAGUACGGACCCUUUCACGAGAAGGUAUACGGCCUGCUAACACUGCAAGUAAAGACAGCCUGCUAAAUCCUUAUUGCAUUUUACCACAGAAAGCCAACAAAUCAAUGGAAAGGUGAAGGUGCGGUAUCUUCCACUGAGAAAAGAAAAAGAAAAAAAGAAGAAAAAAUAUGUGGGACCUAUGGGAUCAAUUGCUUUAAAGCCAUAAAAGGUCUUGGUAGAUGAUCCAGUGGAGGUGAAUGGAAAGCAAAGCAAAAGAGGCAUUAACACGGUGAAGCAAAGGUAUUUAUAAACUGAGGUGAAACAUUUGUGAAGAUUGCUUUGCAGAGCUUUCUCAGCCCCUGUGACUGUGUAGCAGACAGCAUAAAAUUCUGCUCUCCUACUGCCAAAUCAGGAGGGUUUAUGAAGUCACUUACUGCUGUCAAACAGCUGCAGCUGUAAUGCUGAAAAGAGGCAUUCCCCCCUCUUUUUGCAAUAAGAUUUAAUGUCUGUGUGAUUGCUGAGCAGGA